Onychomys torridus (southern grasshopper mouse) is the source of this 291-nucleotide messenger RNA. It is a transcript of the gene Scgb1a1, whose product is annotated as secretoglobin family 1A member 1. The transcript has 3 exons. The record is from RefSeq and is a predicted model, not a curated record. Gene Ontology annotation, biological process: signal transduction. NCBI's taxonomy places the organism in Eukaryota, Metazoa, Chordata, Mammalia, Rodentia, Cricetidae. The coding region runs from base 1 to 291 and encodes 96 amino acids. Gene Ontology annotation, cellular component: cytoplasm.
AUGAAGCUCGCCAUCACAAUCAUCCUUGUCAUGCUGUCUGUCUGCUGCAGCUCAGCUUCUUCAGACACCUGCCCAGGAUUUUUUCAAGUCCUUGAGUACCUCUUCAUGGGUUCAGAAUCCACUUAUGAGGCAGCCCUGAAGUUUUACAACCCUGGCUCAGAUCUGCAAAAUUCAGGGAUGCAGCUGAAGAAGCUGGUGGACACCCUCCCCGAGAAGACCAGAAUGAACAUCAUGAAGCUCUCGGAGAUAAUCCUAACAAGCAAUCUUUGUAAUCAAGACCCAAGCUUCUAA